AUGUGGAGUUAUGUGGAGGAUGAAUGUGGGGUAUGUGGGAGGAUGAAUGUGGGGUAUGUGGAGUUAUGUGGAGGAUAUGAUGUGGAUAUGUGGAGUUAUGUGGACGAUGAAUGUGGAGUUAUGUGGAGGAUGAACGUCGGGUAUGUGGAGAUAUGUGGAAUAUUAAUGUGGAUGAAUUUGGAGGAAGAUACCGACCUGGCCUACUGCCGAACCGGAUCCGUCUGCGGGUACCUUCAGGUCAACGUCUACGGGGUCAACGCCAAACAAUUUUGCCGAUGCCCGAGCAUAGCUGGGGCAUGCGGCCUCCACUGGGACCCUCAAGACGGCCGCUCAGUCACCAUGGGGUCGGAGCAGUUCAAGUUCUGUGGACCCCCGCCGCCCCUCCACGUCUGCGGGCGUGACGAACCAGCUUACUCCGCCGCCUUCAUCUUCGACAGCGCCACCUUCUCGAUGUCGGGAGAACAGCACCGCCUCCACUGCUACUGCCCGCCGCCCAUGACCCACGUGCGGGCGGAUGUGGUCGAGGACGUGGUCGACGGGGAGCUCAUCAUGGCCACGGUGCACGCCUGCUCGAGGCUGCCGGCGUGCACAGAGGAGACACCGUGCAAGGAGGUGACCAUCGCCUCUGGCACGGCCCUAGUGUACCCGAAGUGCCGGUGCCCCAGAGAGUUCUCGUGCCCGACCCUUGGCACCUCCGUCACCCCACACACCAACAACUACCCUGGGGGCUCAGCAUACUCCGUUUUCUGCCAGAGUCGCUUCUAA
Messenger RNA from Penaeus vannamei (Pacific white shrimp), 765 nucleotides. Lineage: Eukaryota; Metazoa; Arthropoda; Malacostraca; Decapoda; Penaeidae. The record is from RefSeq and is a predicted model, not a curated record.